CUUGUAAUCGGCGUAGUUGAAUUUAGGACGGGCAGUAAAGCCAGCCGGAUCCUGGCCGCGGUUGCUUUACGGCUUCACCGCCAUGGCCGCUCACGUGGGGCCCCCAGCCUCACUCUCGUCAUUCGGUCUCCGCAGCACCGGCCAGAACAUGCCAGCGACUGUCUAAGAUCCGCCCAUCUUUAUUUACUUUGCGGCCUUUCAGGUCUUUGCUUCCUUCAAGCAUGUGCUGCGCUGCCUGCUACAAUGGCGGACGAAGGCAUGUCCAUAGUCCCCUACGGGUCCGGCAAUCUUGAUGUCGUACUUCGCCACAAUGACUCCGUCGUCGUCUUCGAUCGAGACUCUCGGCAGCUCGUUCUACGCAAUGCAUCAGAUAGCGACGAAGGCAACCUGGAGCUUGCCGAUUGCCCUUACUGCCAUCGACCUCUACACGAUGGGAACUCCGAAGACGACCACCAUGCCAGCCCACGAGCGCAACCUGAAUUUAUCAACCCCAACUAUUUUCGCAUGCUCCACAACAGCUUGCCUAGCUCCGUGAGCUCAUCCAGCCCUCCGUCCCCUCAUCGACGUCUUGUUCCGCCAGCCCUUGCAGACGGCCCUACCAGCGAACCCAGCUACGCCGGACCAACCAGUCAGGGAAUUUCUUCGGCAGCGUUUACGCCGGACUACUUCAAAAAGUUCUUCGUGGAAGAGACGGUUCUAGGAAAAGGCGGAAAAGGGGUGGUCCUACUGGUUAAACAUGUAUUGGAUGGGGUUUCGCUUGGACAGUACGCCUGCAAGCGGGUUCCUGUCGGAGAUGACCAUGAGUGGCUUGAGAAGGUACUAGGAGAGGUCCAAUUGCUACAGCAUCUCACACAUCAGAACCUUGUUUCAUAUCGACACGUUUGGCUCGAGAACGCCAAGAUCAGUACGUUUGGGCCAAGUGUGCCAUGUGCAUUUAUCCUCCAGCAAUACUGUAACGCUGGGGAUCUGCACAACUACAUAUGCGGCUCGGUAGACACUCCGACGACCACUGAGCAGCUGAAGGAGCGCCUCCGCAGAAGGUCCAGGGGAGGACCUGAGCCUCCGAGUGGAGGAGAGCUGCGCAAGUUGAAUUUCGAGGAGAUCUAUUCCUUCUUCAAGGAUAUUACCUCGGGACUGCGUUACCUCCAUGCCAAUGGCUACAUUCAUCGCGACUUGAAGCCAAACAAUUGCUUGCUGCACAAAACCAGUGACGGGAUUCGAGUGUUGGUCAGCGACUUUGGCGAGGUCCAAGCCCAGGAUUCGAUCCGGAGGUCGACCGGAGCUACCGGGACUGUCUCUUACUGUGCACCAGAAGUUUUGCGGCGCGAGUACCCCGACGGUCCAUUUGGCAACUUUACGUUCAAGUCCGAUAUCUUCUCCCUGGGAAUGAUCCUCUACUUUCUCUGUUUUGCGCAGUUGCCAUACAGCAAUGCCGACCUUAUCCAUGAGGAGAAAGAAGACCUUGACCGGCUCCGCGAGGAAAUCAGCCAAUGGUCUGGGUUUGAUUAUGCGCGGCGCAUGAGGCCCGAAUUGCCUGAGCAGCUCUAUACAUUUCUGGAACGUCUGCUGUCUGUGGAUCCUGACCGGCGCCCGUCUGCAGAUGAGGUUCUGAGUGGACUGCAAGCCGGCGCCAAUGUGAACGAGAGUUUUCGAGCAAGAAGGACCAGUCCAACAAGCCCUGACAUACGUCCAAGCGCAAGGAUCCAUCCUAUGGAGGGCGCGCCAACGCCAUCUUUUCGGCAGCCUCUGUCUCCGAGCAAGUCCCUCACUCGCAGUCCGGUGGCUGUACGACGCACUCCAGCGUAUGAGACGGCCGGUGCUGAGGCCGAUUUGACACCUGUGUUUGAGAACAUAGAUCCCUUGUCAGGGCACAACACAUCGUUCAGCCCUGAACGAGAUCUGGUUGUGCGACAUCGGUUCUCUAGCGCACACUCCCAUUCGCCGACACAGCCCGAGCAUCACGAAGUAGCUCAGGAGCAUACUGAGCCUGUCCCCCAAUUGCUCCCCCCGCCUCCGGGUCGUUUCUCUCUGGCGAGAUUCUUCCCAGAUGGGGCGUCGCUGUUCGACUGGCAGGCUACUGUGACGACGAUGCAAUUGGCUGCGUUCCUGCUCAAAGUCGUGUCUAUUUUCCAACCCUGCAGCCCUCUGGCGGUCAACCCGUGGGUUGCGUAUCCUUUGCUUCUGCUGGCGGCGGUCAACUUCCCGGCCACUGGUUUUCUGACGCAGAUUGUUUCUCUUUUCCUUCAUCUUGUUAUUGUCAGCUUUUCGGGCUUGACGGGGUUUAUGAAUGUAUGUAUUAUGAAUGAUGCCACAAUAAAAGCCAUUUCCAAGUUUCUCCGGGGCGCACACCGUAGUCCUGGAAGUCCGUCGGGGAGAAGCCGGCUGACGCCGGACAGUGGAGAUGAGUUCAGUCCAGCGGGCCAACAGGAAGACAACGACAAGGGAACUAAAUUGCUUACAUGGGUUAAACUUGCACCAGCCAGGGAUCGCAUCACUUCAUCCCCCGCUACUCUCUCUGAUUGGCACAGCCCCGGUCUAUCGAGGUGUCUAGUGCUUAGUGCCUAUAGCCUUAUCAGGCCUCUUGUGGCCGGCCUCUUAUAUCCGGGCCUCCCACUCUCGCAGCAGUUCCACUCGCCUUUUCUUGCCAGAGUCAGUAGAUAUUGGCACGGCAUUCUUCUGACCUGGGCCGGCACGACAAUGAGCUCCGUAGCCACCGAGACCAUGCAAAUGCUGCCUGCCGGCAGCCAAUCCGAGAAGCUUCAAUGCGUUCCAGACGGAUCGAAGGAUGCUGCAGCCAUCCAGGAUCAUGAGCCCGAGCUCGAUCCGACCCUCUAUCCGCACGGCAUCCAAUUUGCACUCAUCUCCCUGUCCCUUUGUCUCUGUGUCUUUCUCGUGGGCCUAGAUGCCACCAUCUUAACUACCGCCAUUCCGCGGAUAACCGACGAGUUCGGAUCGGUGGCAGAUGUCGGUUGGUACGAUGCAGCCUUUCGGCUCACCUCCUGCAUGUCACAGCUCUCUCAGGGCAAGUUGUACGACAACUUUCCCGUCAAAUGGGUCUUUCUUGUCAAUCUUGUCCUGUUCGAAGGUGGAAUACUUCUAUCGGGACUGGCCCCGAGCUCCGUGAUCUUCAUCAUCGGACGGGCCAUCACAGGCUUGGGCUUCUCUGGGAUCAGUCAGGGAUGCAUGGUCAUCAUUGCGAUUUCCACCCCGUUGCGAAGACGACCAACCUUUGUCGGUCUGAUCAGCGCCAGCGAAUACACCGCCAUCGCAGUAGCCCCCAUCCUGGGAGGAGUACUCACUUCGAAUCUGUCCUGGAGAUGGUGUUUCUUCAUCAACCUGCCCGCCGCAGCCCUGCCGUCAGCCAUCCUCCUCCUUCUAAAGCUCCCCAACAUCACCCCCAGGGGGUCAAAAACGCACAUCCAGAAGCUCCGUGAGCUCGACCUCCUCGGGUUCUUCCUCUUCGCCCCCGCAGUUCUAUGCCUCCUCCUCGCUCUCCAAUGGGGCGGCGACACCUACAACUGGACCAACGGACGGAUCAUCUCCCUCCUCGUCCUCUCGCCCAUCAUCUUCGCGGGAUUCUGUCUCCUCCAACACCGCAAACAAGACACGGCAAUGCUGCCACCUCGAGUCCUCCGCAAGCGCGUCAUCAUCACCGGCUCCGUCUUCAGUCUAUGUCUCUCGGCCUGCCGCGCCAUCGUCCAAUACUACCUCUCAAUCUGGUUCCAAACCGUCCGCAACGCCAGUCCCCUCCAAAGCGGUCUCAACACCCUCCCACUCGUAAUCUCCGUCCUCCUCAGCGCCAUCACCGGCGGAUGGUUCAUCAGCCACACUCGCACCUACACGCCCAUUCUCCUCCCUGCCUCUCUGCUCGUCAUCGCCGGCAUUGCCCUGAUGACAACCUUCACCCCCACCGCCCCUGCCAAACUGUGGAUCCCCUCCCUGGUUCUCCUCGGCCUCGGCUCCGGCAGUGCCGUCGGCGUCCCCUUCAUCGCCGUCCAAGCCAUCCUCCCCACCAAAGACAUUUCCGUGGGCAUGGCCCUGAUGACCUUUUCCCAGGACAUCGGAGAAGCAGUAUUCAUCAGUGUCGCGCAAGCGAUCUUCCUAAACCGACUAACGGGGAGUCUGGAGGAGAACGUACCCGGGUUGGACCCAGAGAUGGUAACGCGUCUAGGAGCGACAAGCUUGGCCGGCAAGUUACCGGGUAAGUACCUGGAAGGAGUCAUCGGGGCAUAUGAUGUAGCAGUACGCGGGACAUUUUACCUUGCGGUCGCAUUGGCAGGGAGUGUAUUUGUAGCUGCGGUUCUGGUCAAGCGGAAUCCGUUCAAGGUGCGGGAUGAGUUGAUGAGAGGGGAUACAUCGUGAGGCCUCGAUGUAAAUAAGUCCACGAGAUCCAAGCCCUGUCUAGAACCAAAAGACCAAGAUCAAUCCAGUCACGCCGGAGAAAACCAACGCAGGACCGCGGACAGACAGCAUAAUCCCAUAAUCGCACGGGGGAGAGAAACACAACGAAAUGAAUGUAUAUAUCGCCCAUAAGUACGGAAUAGACAACCACCGUUACCAACCACCCCAUCAUCCCAAU
Messenger RNA from Aspergillus sclerotioniger CBS 115572, 4579 nucleotides. RefSeq names its product protein kinase IKS1. Gene Ontology annotation, molecular function: transmembrane transporter activity; ATP binding; protein kinase activity. NCBI's taxonomy places the organism in Eukaryota, Fungi, Ascomycota, Eurotiomycetes, Eurotiales, Aspergillaceae. The transcript has 8 exons. The record is from RefSeq and is a predicted model, not a curated record. Gene Ontology annotation, biological process: protein phosphorylation; transmembrane transport. The coding region runs from base 244 to 4362 and encodes 1372 amino acids.